AGUCACAUAAACCUGUAGGCUGUGAACAAAAAGACAUAUCAGCCUCCCAUCUCCAAUCCAACGUUUUCCUUCCUUUCUAGACUGCCUUCUGCUCUCAUCAACCUCUACCUUUUUCUCCUAGUUGUGUUCCAAAGCUUUCAUAUAAAAUCAGAAGAAAUACAAGAAUCCAAACCCAUUUCAUGUAUAUUCCCAAAACCAACUAAAAAUUUCCAAAAGCCAAUUCAACCAUCUCUUCCGCUCUCAGAGAGAGUCUCUGUUAAUUCUUGUGCAGAGGGAAAAGAAUGGCAAUUUGUGCAGUCUACAAACCUCAGUCCCUCCAUUCCACAUGUUCAAUCUCCGCACCAUCAAAAACCCACUUGGGAUUUCACCAAAAACAGGUAGUUUUCUACACCACUAGUGGCUGGAAAACCAGCAAGAGAUCGGGCAGCACCAACAGCCCAUAUGUGAUAACAUGCUCGGUUGGUAACUCGCAGACAGUAGUGAUUGGUCUGGCAGCAGACUCAGGUUGUGGGAAGAGCACCUUCAUGAGGAGGCUGACCAAUGUGUUUGGAGGUGCAGCAGAGCCACCCAAGGGCGGCAACCCUGACUCCAACACCCUCAUUAGUGAUACCACAACUGUGAUAUGCUUGGAUGAUUAUCACUCUCUGGAUAGAACUGGAAGGAAAGAGAAGGGAGUCACUGCACUUGACCCAAGAGCCAACAACUUUGAUCUUAUGUAUGAGCAGGUUAAGGCACUCAAGGACGGGAUUGCUGUUGACAAACCCAUUUAUAAUCAUGUUACUGGUCUCUUGGAUCCUCCUGAGCUCAUCAAGCCUCCCAAGAUCCUAGUCAUUGAAGGUUUGCACCCCAUGUAUGAUGCGCGAGUAAGGGACCUCUUGGAUUUCAGUAUCUACUUGGACAUCAGUAAUGAGGUUAAGUUUGCAUGGAAAAUUCAGAGGGAUAUGGCAGAGAGAGGACACAGUCUCGAAAGCAUCAAAGCUAGUAUCGAAGCCAGAAAGCCUGAUUUUGACGCAUAUAUCGACCCACAAAAGCAAUAUGCAGAUGCAGUGAUUGAAGUGCUUCCUACCAAACUCAUCCCGGACGACAACGAGGGGAAGAUUUUGAGAGUAAAGUUGAUAAUGAAGGAAGGGGUGGAGUUUUUCAGCCCAGUUUACCUGUUCGAUGAAGGUUCUUCCAUCUCAUGGAUUCCAUGUGGAAGAAAGCUUACUUGCUCCUACCCUGGCAUCAAGUUUUCCUAUAUCCCUGACUCUUAUUUCGGCCACGAGGUGUCAGUGCUGGAAAUGGAUGGCCAAUUUGACAGAUUAGAUGAGCUAAUUUACGUGGAAAGCCAUCUAAGCAACAUCUCUACCAAGUUCUAUGGAGAAGUCACCCAACAAAUGUUGAAGCUUUCAGAUUUCCCAGGCAGUAACAAUGGAACAGGUCUUUUCCAAACCAUUGUCGGGUUGAAAAUAAGAGACAUUUACGAGCAGAUAAUAUCCAGCAAGACUAAAACUCCCGUAGAAGCAACAAAAGCCUAAAAACUUGCCUUGUGUAUUGGACAAUGCAGCAAGCCUCUAAAAUCAUCUUCCACUUUCGUAGCCAUGUCUCAGUUUAGUGUUAGCCCAUUAUUGAUGGGAGAGACAACACUCCGUAAGUACUUAUUGUAAUGCUGUGGAGCCGUGUAUUAUAGAGAAGUGAACACAGACAUGAAGUUCUGUUAAGUUAAUAGAAGAUUGGGUACCCUUUUCUGGCAUUGCUUUUCC
Molecule: messenger RNA, 1742 nt
Organism: Juglans regia (Persian walnut)
Lineage: Eukaryota; Viridiplantae; Streptophyta; Magnoliopsida; Fagales; Juglandaceae
Product: phosphoribulokinase, chloroplastic-like
Exons: 5
Coding region: 282-1517 (411 amino acids)
Biological process (GO): carbohydrate metabolic process
Cellular component (GO): cytoplasm; chloroplast
Molecular function (GO): ATP binding; phosphoribulokinase activity
Source: RefSeq, a predicted model, not a curated record